Molecule: messenger RNA, 15540 nt
Organism: Homo sapiens (human)
Lineage: Eukaryota; Metazoa; Chordata; Mammalia; Primates; Hominidae
Gene: ADGRL3
Product: adhesion G protein-coupled receptor L3
Exons: 29
Coding region: 3353-8113 (1586 amino acids)
Biological process (GO): cell-cell adhesion; cell adhesion; G protein-coupled receptor signaling pathway
Cellular component (GO): axon; postsynaptic membrane; plasma membrane
Molecular function (GO): transmembrane signaling receptor activity; carbohydrate binding; G protein-coupled receptor activity
Source: RefSeq, a predicted model, not a curated record
UUUUUUUAAUUUUUUUAUUUUUUUUUUUAGAGAUGGAGUUUCACUUUUGUUGCCCAGGCUGGAGUGCAAUGGCCUGAUCUCAGCUCACUGCAACCUCCGCCUCCCAGGUUCAGGCUAUUCUUCUGCCUCAGCCUCCCGAGUGGCUGGGAUUACAGGCACCUGCCACCAUGCCCAGAUAAUUUUUGUAUUUUUAGUAGAGAAAGGUUUUGCCAUGUUGGCCAGGCUGGUCUUGAACUCCUGACCUCAGGUGAUCCACCCACCUCAGCCUCCCAAAGUGUUGGGAUUACAGGCAUGAGCCACCGCGCCCAGCCCCUAUGAUUCUUAUGAGGACAAAUUGCCUAUUUUAAAAAUGUCUAGAUCAGUAUCAUGCAUAUAAGUUCAUUGUGUGUACAUUAAAUUAAAUAAAAACAUGUCUGUAAACCCCUUUUAAAAGCUAUAAGGAACAACAGGAGGUAAAUUUUUCUUAACUCAGUAUGUUAUUUACUAAUAUUGUAUCAUUAACAUCAUCAUUACACUAUUUUGUCAAAAGAUUUGAAAAAAAGUGAGUUUGAUAAAUGUUUUAAAGUUAGAAUUCAUUACAGACAAAUAAGUGAUUCAAAUUUUUGAAUGACAGUGAAUGAAUAUUUUUAAAACUUUGUUCUAGGGGCUGUAGUUGUAAUUGUGUUUCAGUUGUAAAUGUCUCAUUAACUUUAUAAAUUGAUUCCUGUUAUUUGUUUGGAAGUGAAAGCACAAUAAUAUCAAAUUCAGCUAAUAGCUCGCUUUGUCAGAUCACUGUAUUUUAGAUCGUUUCUGAUUUCGUUUGUCUCAAAUUAGAUGAACUUUUUUUUUUUUUUAAGUCCCGGUAGCUUGAUUCAAAAUGUGACAUUUUGGCACUCAGUAGUUAAUGAUACUAUUCUAAACUUUAAAAUCAAAAAGGAAAUAUAUUUACAUCUAAAUGACCAUACUGUCUUCUGCUCAUCAUGUCUGCUAUUUAAUUUUUAUUUUUAGUGACCUCAGAGUAGGAAUACCUUACAUAGGCUCAUGUCUGAAAAUGAUUUGAAAAGCCAGGUAAACUUGCCUUUUCUGGAUGCUUUUUUCUCCUCUGAGUGAGGUGAGGACACUGAGGUUAAGGUGUGUCAUGCAUGUAUUUUUUUACUUAUUUUCAGUCUAAGCCAGUUAUAUGAGUAGCUCUAAUGGUUAACUUUGUAAAUCAUUCAGGAAUCUGGCUGCUUUCUGAAAACAUACCUGGGCCUUCAGGCAGCCAUCUACAGGUGAUUGCGCCUGGAUGUUUGCCUAAAGAUGAUUUAGAAAAUUGGUUGGAAGCUUUGCUCUUCCCCAGCUAUCAAGAAUUAACCUGCCAGAAAUUUGCAAACACAGCAAAGUUAUGUUAAUGAUUCUGACUCAUGCACAAGAUUUUCUUUUUUAAAAAAUAUAAAGCUGACUAUUCCAAAUUCCAAAGAUUCAGCAUUUAUUAUUUGGUAAUUUACUUUUGUAUUGCAGAAUGAGUAGGACAUUCAUUACCAGACCCCUUGACUGUCUCAAACCUUUAGGUUGUUGACUCAGUGUGCUUAUUGGAGUUAGAGGAGUUCAUUUACAUUCAGCAUCUUUGGGUUAAGUCAAGGUGAAAAAGCAUUCACCGUACAGUCCCCAAUUCACUUCCAUCUUCUAGAAUUGUGAGUCAUUUUUUUAGAAGUUUUAAAAUGGGGAUUGUAAACUCAGAAGCCUCAUGGGUCAGGUAGGUGUCAUUAAUGAGUUAGGGAUAUAGUGUGUAAAUGUUGCCAGAACCUCACAUUAUUUUUUAAGAAACUAUUAGUCCAGAUUUUUCUUAUGAAAGUUUCUACCUUCUUAGUGCUAUUUGAAAUUAUUUUAAAAUCUUGAAUGCUAAAGAGAUAAAUAAAUAAGAAUGACAUGACUGUGCAUGACCAGGUCUCUUCAUUCUUUAACUUCUACCUGAAAACCAGGCAUACUCUUCAACAUCAUGCUGCUAGAUAUUCUGUUGUGAAUCACUUACCCUUAUAGAUCCCUCCUCUUGGGGAUUUCCACUUACUCCCUCACUGCACGGUUGUACAAGUGUGAACAUGCCUGGAAACUAUAAUUAUCUGUGGAUUUUGACAAAAGAUCCUCAGUAGUUGUUACCAUGCUUAUUAAGUUCCCGAACAAAUUUUUAUCUCCUAAAUUAACAUCAGGUUGACAGGCAUCCAGGAUGGAUGCUGAUUCUCUGGUUAUCUGCACACUCGAAACUUAGUUUUAUCAGUCAUUUUUCUUCCUUGUGGAUCACCUCAGAACCUUUUACAUUUUUUCCAGUUUAUUUUUUGUCUUUCAGUAUCAUCCCUGCUGUUGACCCAGUGCACACCACAGCACCAAUGGCUUCCUUCAUUCUUAUGUCUUUUAAUUUUUUUUCAAGUAAUUUCAUAAUAUGACACUCUUGUACUUUUUUCAUCACUGAAAGAAUAGGAUGGAUAAUGUACACAAACUAACUCAAAUUGCAGCAUAAAUAUCAUGAACAUACAUUAGAUUAAAAGAUGUUGCUAUGGCUGACAUUAGAAUGACAUCUCCUGACUGCUAAAUUCAUUUGUUGCUGACAGUCAGGGUUGGUUGAUAUCCCGUUGUUCUUGAACACAGACUUGCUCACUUCAGUGAAAAUUUUAAGGCAGAAAGUUCUCAAGAGCUGCUGUCUGAAGCAAAUCUUAUGGCCAGAAGUUAUAGUAUAUUCAGACUGAUGCGCUAGAGUUUUCGAAAUGAUUCAUUUGGUCUUCUUAUGAAAUAGUUUUGAGAUUCUUCUUAGUAAACAUUGGCUUGAUUUUGUUUCUGUAAAAUUUUUUUUUCUUCUCCGCUGUAUGGAGAAGACUGUCAUGAGUGAACUUGGCAAUUGCCUUGUUAAAACCAGUUGGACGUUAUCUUCCACAUUGCGAAGCUAUACAUGUCUGAUAUGUUCUGAAAGAAUAGAAUUUAUAGUUAGAUAUACUAUUUUUGAUUAUUUACUCAGAAGGAGACAUGUAAUUAUUCUUAUGUUGUCAUGAAAAUCUAUUAAAUGCAUUUAUAUUUCACAUCAAUGUUACGAAAUUCCAUUAUUAUUAUUUUACAGAGGGGAAGCCAAGAUACAGGAGUGGAAAUUACUUGGCCACAUCGCACAGAAAUGUUUAAUUUGGUAAAUUGGAGGAAAAAAACAUGGAUUUUUAGCAAUUGAAGAGCAAAUUAAGGUUUCAGAUUUGGGAUAUUGGUGUUUCUGUUUUGGAGAAAUUAUUCUUUUUCUUUUUAAUUUGAAGAAAAAUCAUCAGUCUUGGAAUACAGAAGAGAAACUAGAAAUAUACGUAUUUUGUUUCACAUUUGAACAGUCAUUCUUGAGGAAUACUCCAUACCUGAGUAGACAGCCAUGUGGCCAUCGCAGCUACUAAUUUUCAUGAUGCUCUUAGCUCCAAUAAUUCAUGGUGGCAAGCACAGUGAACGACAUCCUGCCCUUGCUGCUCCAUUGCGACACGCUGAGCGCAGCCCAGGAGGCGCUCUUCCACCCAGACAUCUGCUUCAGCAGCCAGCUGCAGAGCGCACCGCUGCUCAUCGUGGACAAGGGCCCCGUGGAGCUACCAGAGGAGUUCGCGGUCCAGGUGCCCAAGGAGCACAGAUUGCAGCGCAAGCUUUCAGCCGUGCCCCAAUUCCAAUGGCUGUGGUCCGCAGAGAGCUAUCCUGUGAGAGCUAUCCUAUAGAGCUUCGCUGUCCAGGAACAGACGUCAUCAUGAUAGAAAGUGCCAACUAUGGCAGGACUGAUGACAAAAUUUGUGACUCUGACCCUGCUCAGAUGGAGAAUAUCCGAUGUUAUCUGCCAGAUGCCUAUAAGAUUAUGUCUCAAAGAUGCAAUAACAGAACCCAGUGUGCAGUGGUGGCAGGUCCUGAUGUUUUUCCAGACCCGUGUCCAGGAACCUAUAAAUACCUUGAAGUGCAGUAUGAAUGUGUCCCUUACAAAGUGGAACAAAAAGUUUUUCUUUGUCCUGGACUACUAAAAGGAGUAUACCAGAGUGAACAUUUGUUUGAGUCCGACCACCAAUCUGGGGCGUGGUGCAAAGACCCUCUGCAGGCAUCUGACAAGAUUUAUUAUAUGCCCUGGACUCCCUACAGAACUGAUACCCUGACUGAGUAUUCAUCCAAGGAUGACUUCAUUGCUGGAAGACCAACUACAACCUACAAGCUCCCUCACAGGGUGGAUGGCACAGGAUUUGUAGUGUAUGAUGGAGCUUUGUUCUUCAACAAAGAGCGCACCAGGAACAUAGUAAAGUUUGAUUUGCGGACUAGGAUAAAGAGUGGAGAGGCUAUCAUAGCAAAUGCCAAUUACCAUGAUACCUCCCCUUACCGAUGGGGAGGCAAAUCUGACAUAGACCUGGCAGUAGAUGAGAAUGGGCUAUGGGUAAUCUAUGCAACAGAACAAAACAAUGGUAAAAUUGUCAUUAGUCAAUUGAACCCUUACACCCUACGGAUCGAAGGAACAUGGGAUACUGCAUAUGAUAAAAGGUCAGCUUCCAAUGCCUUUAUGAUUUGUGGAAUUCUGUAUGUGGUCAAAUCUGUAUAUGAGGAUGAUGACAAUGAGGCUACUGGAAAUAAGAUUGACUACAUUUACAACACUGACCAAAGCAAGGAUAGUUUGGUGGAUGUACCCUUUCCUAAUUCAUACCAGUACAUUGCAGCUGUGGAUUACAACCCCAGGGACAACCUACUUUAUGUAUGGAAUAACUAUCACGUCGUGAAAUAUUCUUUGGAUUUUGGACCUCUGGAUAGUAGAUCAGGGCAGGCACAUCAUGGACAAGUUUCAUACAUUUCUCCGCCAAUUCACCUUGACUCUGAGCUAGAAAGACCCUCUGUUAAAGAUAUCUCUACCACAGGACCUCUUGGCAUGGGAAGCACUACCACCAGUACCACCCUUCGGACCACAACUUUGAGCCCAGGAAGGAGUACCACCCCGUCAGUGUCAGGAAGAAGAAACCGGAGUACUAGUACCCCAUCUCCAGCUGUCGAGGUACUUGAUGACAUGACCACACACCUUCCAUCAGCAUCGUCCCAAAUCCCAGCUCUCGAAGAGAGCUGUGAGGCUGUGGAAGCCCGAGAAAUCAUGUGGUUUAAGACUCGUCAAGGACAGAUAGCAAAGCAGCCAUGCCCUGCAGGAACUAUAGGUGUAUCAACUUAUCUAUGCCUUGCUCCUGAUGGAAUUUGGGAUCCCCAAGGUCCAGAUCUCAGCAACUGUUCUUCUCCUUGGGUCAAUCAUAUAACACAGAAGUUGAAAUCUGGUGAAACAGCUGCCAACAUUGCUAGAGAGCUGGCUGAACAGACAAGAAAUCACUUGAAUGCUGGGGACAUCACCUACUCUGUCCGGGCCAUGGACCAGCUGGUAGGCCUCCUAGAUGUACAGCUUCGGAACUUGACCCCAGGUGGAAAAGAUAGUGCUGCCCGGAGUUUGAACAAGCUUCAGAAAAGAGAGCGCUCUUGCAGAGCCUAUGUCCAGGCAAUGGUCGAGACAGUUAACAACCUCCUUCAGCCACAAGCUUUGAAUGCAUGGAGAGACCUGACUACGAGUGAUCAGCUGCGUGCGGCCACCAUGUUGCUUCAUACUGUGGAGGAAAGUGCUUUUGUGCUGGCUGAUAACCUUUUGAAGACUGACAUUGUCAGGGAGAAUACAGACAAUAUUAAAUUGGAAGUUGCAAGACUGAGCACAGAAGGAAACUUAGAAGACCUAAAAUUUCCAGAAAACAUGGGCCAUGGAAGCACUAUCCAGCUGUCUGCAAAUACCUUAAAGCAAAAUGGCCGAAAUGGAGAGAUCAGAGUGGCCUUUGUCCUGUAUAACAACUUGGGUCCUUAUUUAUCCACGGAGAAUGCCAGUAUGAAGUUGGGAACGGAAGCUUUGUCCACAAAUCAUUCUGUUAUUGUCAAUUCCCCUGUUAUUACGGCAGCAAUAAACAAAGAGUUCAGUAACAAGGUUUAUUUGGCUGAUCCUGUGGUAUUUACUGUUAAACAUAUCAAGCAGUCAGAGGAAAAUUUCAACCCUAACUGUUCAUUUUGGAGCUACUCCAAGCGUACAAUGACAGGUUAUUGGUCAACACAAGGCUGUCGGCUCCUGACAACAAAUAAGACACAUACUACAUGCUCUUGUAACCACCUAACAAAUUUUGCAGUACUGAUGGCACAUGUGGAAGUUAAGCACAGUGAUGCGGUCCAUGACCUCCUUCUGGAUGUGAUCACGUGGGUUGGAAUUUUGCUGUCCCUUGUUUGUCUCCUGAUUUGCAUCUUCACAUUUUGCUUUUUCCGGGGGCUCCAGAGUGACCGUAACACCAUCCACAAGAACCUCUGCAUCAGUCUCUUUGUAGCAGAGCUGCUCUUCCUGAUUGGGAUCAACCGAACUGACCAACCAAUUGCCUGUGCUGUUUUCGCUGCCCUGUUACAUUUCUUCUUCUUGGCUGCCUUCACCUGGAUGUUCCUGGAGGGGGUGCAGCUUUAUAUCAUGCUGGUGGAGGUUUUUGAGAGUGAACAUUCACGUAGGAAAUACUUUUAUCUGGUCGGCUAUGGGAUGCCUGCACUCAUUGUGGCUGUGUCAGCUGCAGUAGACUACAGGAGUUAUGGAACAGAUAAAGUAUGUUGGCUCCGACUUGACACCUACUUCAUUUGGAGUUUUAUAGGACCAGCAACUUUGAUAAUUAUGCUUAAUGUAAUCUUCCUUGGGAUUGCUUUAUAUAAAAUGUUUCAUCAUACUGCUAUACUGAAACCUGAAUCAGGCUGUCUUGAUAACAUCAACUAUGAGGAUAACAGACCCUUCAUCAAGUCAUGGGUUAUAGGUGCAAUAGCUCUUCUCUGCCUAUUAGGAUUGACCUGGGCCUUUGGACUCAUGUAUAUUAAUGAAAGCACAGUCAUCAUGGCCUAUCUCUUCACCAUUUUCAAUUCUCUACAGGGAAUGUUUAUAUUUAUUUUCCAUUGUGUCCUACAGAAGAAGGUACGAAAAGAGUAUGGGAAAUGCCUGCGAACACAUUGCUGUAGUGGCAAAAGUACAGAGAGUUCCAUUGGUUCAGGGAAAACAUCUGGUUCUCGAACUCCUGGACGCUACUCCACAGGCUCACAGAGCCGAAUCCGUAGAAUGUGGAAUGACACGGUUCGAAAGCAGUCAGAGUCUUCCUUUAUUACUGGAGACAUAAACAGUUCAGCGUCACUCAACAGAGGAGCCAUGGCUAAUCAUCUUAUAAGCAAUGCUCUGCUUCGUCCGCAUGGUACUAACAAUCCCUAUAAUACAUUGCUUGGGGAACCGGCGGUCUGUAACAACCCUUCUGUCAGCAUGUACAACGCACAAGAGCCCUACAGAGAGACAAAGGGGCUUCUGAACAAUGCCAGGGAUACAAGUGUCAUGGAUACUCUACCACUGAAUGGUAACCAUGGCAAUAGUUACAGCAUUGCCAGCGGCGAAUACCUGAGCAACUGUGUGCAAAUCAUAGACCGUGGCUAUAACCAUAACGAGACCGCCCUAGAGAAAAAGAUUCUGAAGGAACUCACUUCCAACUAUAUCCCUUCUUACCUGAACAACCAUGAGCGCUCCAGUGAACAGAACAGGAAUCUGAUGAACAAGCUGGUGAAUAACCUUGGCAGUGGAAGGGAAGAUGAUGCCAUUGUCCUGGAUGAUGCCACCUCGUUUAACCACGAGGAGAGUUUGGGCCUGGAACUCAUUCAUGAGGAAUCUGAUGCUCCUUUGCUGCCCCCAAGAGUAUACUCCACCGAGAACCACCAGCCACACCAUUAUACCAGAAGGCGGAUCCCCCAAGACCACAGUGAGAGCUUUUUCCCUUUGCUAACCAACGAGCACACAGAAGAUCUCCAGUCACCCCAUAGAGACUCUCUCUAUACCAGCAUGCCGACACUGGCUGGUGUGGCCGCCACAGAGAGUGUUACCACCAGCACCCAGACCGAACCCCCACCGGCCAAAUGUGGUGAUGCCGAAGAUGUUUACUACAAAAGCAUGCCAAACCUAGGCUCCAGAAACCACGUCCAUCAGCUGCAUACUUACUACCAGCUAGGUCGCGGCAGCAGUGAUGGAUUUAUAGUUCCUCCAAACAAAGAUGGGACCCCUCCCGAGGGAAGUUCAAAAGGACCGGCUCAUUUGGUCACUAGUCUAUAGAAGAUGACACAGAAAUUGGAACCAACAAAACUGCUAACACCUUGUUGACUGUUCUGAGUUGAUAUAAGCAGUGGUAAUAAUGUGUGUACUCCUAAAUCUUUAUGCUGUCCUCUAAAGACAAACACAAACUCUCAGACUUUUUUUUUUUUAAUGGGAUUUUUAGGUCAGCCCAGGGGAGAAAGAUAACUGCUAAAAUUCCCCUGUACCCCAUCCUUUCUUGUCCUUUCCCCUUCAGAUGGAGACUUCAUUAUGUUAAUGAACAAGAUAUGAAGAAAAUGGCACUCAUUGUGGCCUUGUUGAAUUAUGUUGUGUAUGUUUUAACAUCUCUGAUGCUGUGUUACUAAAAUUACAAGGACCUGCUUUUUAAAAGGCCAGAACAAUUGUCUGAAAUUAGUAACAAUGCUGCAUCUAGAUUGGAGUGCUGCACAAACAAACAUAAGAGCAAAGCAAAACUGUAUCACAUAGGGUUUUUGGUCACUCACAACCUGAAUUCACCACAGCUGGAAUAGCUGUGGAAAACAAAAUAAAACAACAAAAUUAAUAAUGAAAUGGAGGGGAAUUCUAGAAUUAUAUGCUAAAUGCAUAUUUUAUGAUUUGCUGUAUUAACUGAUGAUAAAACUAAUGGCAGAAAAAGAAGUUGAGCAAUUUCUAUGUAAUGUACAGAUACUAGCAUUGCACAUAUAGUCUGCUUUCUGUUCCUCCAGAAUUUGAGUCCUGUUAAUGUAGUAGAAAAAAAAAAAAGAAAUUUUCUUUUUCUUUUGUGCUGGUCUUGCAAGUUUGUCUACCAGUAAGAGAGCAAAGUUUCCUUCCUUUCUUCUCUUUCUUCAUUUUCUUUUUUUCUUUUUUGCCUUUUAUUCCUUUAAAAUUUCGCCUGGCAAAAAAUAAAUAAAUGGAACUAUCACUUUAUAAGAAUCAUUUUCUAGUAAUGCAAACAAAUUAUUUUUUACAAAAAAACAAAAUAAAUAAAAUUAGACUUCCUUCCCUCACUAUAUAUCUUUAUGCAGUCAGAAUAUUUCCAACAGUGUUUUUUGCAAAUUAGAGCAGGACAAACUUUUAUGUUUACAGGGCACGUCUGUUGUAAUGCAAAGCAUAUUUGGCAAGCAGUUCAUCACCAGGACACUAGCUAUGAUUCUAGAAGUCAAAAGGUGUCUAUAGAACUAGUGGGGCUUCUGCAUGUGAAAAACGGUUUUCCAUAGGCAUUAAAGUGCUGAAUGCUCAGUCUGAUCAACAAGUGGGCACCUGCACUACCACUUUUUAGAGGAAAUUCACUCCCUCGUAAGCAUUGGAAGGUCAAAUUAUUUUGAAGUGAUUUUUUUAAAAAAAAGUCUUCUGUUUAUUAACAGGAAAAUUUAUUUAUUUGACAGGAUUUUGAGUAAUGUAGGAAUACAAAAGGUAAAUUAGCAGCACAUAUAAUUUUUUUUUAAUUUAUGAUCCAUUUUGUAUGGUCUCAAAGUUGGAUGACCUCAUUACUAAUAUUUGUUGUAAAAGUGAAACUUGUUUGCCAACCAAUAAACAACUGAUUGAGAUUUAGAAGAUAUUGUAUUGAUGUAUGUACUAUAUGAUUAAUCAGUCUUUUUAUUUUUCUCGCCUUUCUUUCUUUCUGUUUUCAAUACAUAAACUUUGCUAAUCCUCUGUGGCCCAAAUGAGCCAUGCAAAAGAAAUCAAUCUGCCUAGAUGAAUAAGCUAAGCACAAAAUCAUACAGGUUUGCAGACAAAGUAAACCAGAAAAAUGGAAUGGGCAUGUUUAUUUUGGAUGAAAUCAGAUGCAUAACUUAAUGUUGAGCAGGUUAACAUAUAUGUUACUAUUUGCUUAUCUAUAAACCAGCUGCAGUCACUAUGCUUACCUUUAAAACCAGAUUCAAUCAGAGAUAUAAAUAUGAAAUUUGGGGGCUGGGUGAGUCAUAUUUUUUCCUCCUUUGUACAUUGCAUUUUGAUGUUAGAAAUUCAAAUUCCCUCAAUUUGCUAAAAGCUGCAAAGAGAAUAUUCAUUUUAUAAAGAUAUAAUAAGACUUUUAUUGUGUUUUUUUCUUAUUCUAUAUAUGAGGGAAAUCGGAAAAGAUAAAGAAGUUCUUUCAAAGAAACUUUCUAGAUCUCUCAUUACUGCAGAUCCUUUAUAGCAGUGUCCAAGUACAGAUCCCCUGUUAGGGCAAAGCUAAAAGGAACCUGCCAAAUUAUAAUUUCUCCUGUAGUGUGUUUUAUCUCGGGGUUUCCUUUUUCAAAAAUCUAAACACUAUCCAUCUAUAAAUGACUAUCUUAAAUCAAGUUUAGAGAAUGGCCAAUAAUCUGUAUAUAGUUUAUAAAUACAUGACAAAAAAAUUUCUGCUGAGCCAGAGUGCAUCAUAACCUUCACAUCACCUCAAAAUAUUUUAUGUCUCAUUCUUUUUUAGUGAAUUGGCAUGAAUAUUUUUUAAGUCUACAGAUUUUAUGUUAGAGGAGAAUCACAAGCGUUAAUGAUAAUUAGGUUUUCUCACACCACACUAUGGCAAUAUUAGCACGUCCAAGGCUUUUAACCCACCCGAUACAUAGAAUACAUUUGGCAAUAAAAGAAUCCUUUUUAGAUGUGUUUAUGGUAACUUCAGAAACACAAAUGUGGUCUGUGGAUUAUGAGCACUUAUGCUUGUUUUGUCAAACAGUAACCUACAUGAAAGCAACUCUAUCAGUAAGAAGCUGGUUUCACAGAAAAAUGGGGAAACUACCUCAAUUCAGCUUGCUGAUUUUCUGACAUUGCUACCUCCCUGCCCAUUAUUUUUGUGUUUCUAUAUGGAAAUUUGAAGCAGGUAGCUUCUCAAGCUCUACAUAGACCAAACUGAAGAAAGAUCACUUGAAUACACAAACUGGUGCAGAAGAACAUUCAGCAUAUAAAGUUACUACCAAGCUCUUGCAUCAAGAAAAAAGAGUGAGAUUUUUGAACUCUAUACAUCAUAAAUGGCAUGCUUUCAGAGAGACUUAAGAUCCCAAAGAUUAUAACAGAGAGAAAUUUCCCCUGCAAGUAUUAUGUAACCGUAAUUAAAAAAAAUGGAUAAAGGAGCUAAUUUUACAUACAUUUCAAUAGAAAUUUGCAUAUAUCUAACAUAUUCAUUUUGUCCUGUUUACACUAGCAAGGGUUGAAUUCCUGAACUUGAAUCUUUUUCUUCAUAUACAUUUUCUUAUAGAGCUAUUGAUGAAUUAAUUAAUGAUUUUUUAAUUGUUCUUUUUUCUACCACCUUUUGUGACUCAAUUUUUUAAGAUCCUGAGACAUUUAUGACCUGCUUAUCUGUAUAUUUUUAUGUGUUCAUCUGAAUUUCCAGUAAGAAGUAAAUUUCCGUCAAACAGAUGUAGUAUACCGCUAUAAUACAGCUUAUUUAGCCAGCUAGAAGUAAAACUUAUGCCACCGAAACAAACAAAUGAUUACUUUCUUGUCAAAUAAUAUUUUUGUCACAUUUUUAGACUUGGUUGUUUUUCCUCUUUGAAAUCUAGUUCACAUGACACUUUAUCAGGGACACUAGCUAAUGGACCUCAUGUUUAGUUAAUUCUGAAACUGAUGGAUUGUUGCACAGCCUCUGCUCCUAACUGAUAAAUAUUUGCGGCAAAGUCCAAAUUUUGUGAAGGAGAAAUUGGUUGGAAUUAAAUUUUAUGGGCGUCCCUUCUUGUUUCCACUAUAUUAUAAUUAAACACACUGAAGUUGAAUAAUAAAUUACUGUGCUAAAAUAAUUGUAAUAACAAAAAUGAACUGACAGAACAAUUAUCUUGAAGUAACAAUAAUCAGGAAAAUAUCUAACAAAAAGCACGUAAGGGAAAUAUCCUUAACUUCCUGUAAAAAAAAUUCACAUUGACUCUAAAUUAAGAUGUAGUUUAUCAUCUGUAUUUUAAAAUAUCCAUCAUAACUAAAAAUGUUGACAUAUUAAGGAAAGGAUCUUUAAGAUCUAGGUUUAAGAUUCUUAUUAGUAUUAACUUAAUUGGUAUGACAAAACUUUUCAUAAUAGAUAUAAGCAUAUAAGGGAAUUAGUAACAUUUAUAAAGGACCCACAUAUUUAAUUUUAGGCAUUGUCUUCAGCUUCCCUGGACCCCCAACACAUGUUGAAAUGUUAUUGACUAGCUUGCUUUUUUUAAGGAAUGACAUUAAAAAUUUCGACUGACUUUCUACAUUACUGUAAAGAUCAAAAGGGAGAGGAAAAAUAGUUUACAAGUUUUCUAAAGAUCAACUCCAGACUAAUCUAUAUCAUCCCCUAAUAAUGAAAAAACAAUUAGUUUUUAGAAGUUGUCUAUCAGUACUGUACCGAAGUGCUACUGCUUGGAUUUUUUUGUUGUGGUUUUAAAGAGAUGGGGUCUUGCUCUGUCACAAAGACUGAAGGGCAGUGGCACAAUCCCAGCUCACUGCAGCCUCAGACUCUUGGGCUCAAGUGAUCCUGCUGUCUCAGCCUUCUGCGUAGCCAUGAUCACAGGUUUGAGCCACAGCACUUGGCCUGUGAUGUAUUGCAGAGGGAAAAAAACCAACACUACAGAAGUAUAAUGCAUGUCAAUUCAGAUUUAGAGAGUGUAAAAAACAAAAACCCAAAGUCCAACUAUUUAGUUUUGAGCAAAUCUGAAGAUAUUGGCAUGAAUAUCCUUUCUUCUCUAAGAAAAUUUUUGAGAUAACAAUAUAUAUGAAGUUCCCAGUACAUUGUAGACCAAGGUGUUAAAAUUUAAUUAGUUCAUUUUUAGUAAUUCAUAAUUUUAACUUACCACAUAAACAAUUACUAUGCAUUUCUAAGUAACGUUUUCAAUAUAGCUUAUAUUAGAUUUCUGCACAUCAUUAAAUUACGAAGAUGGCACAAAAGCAAAGCAGCAACAUUGCACAAUAGCUUAUGGAAGCAUUUUUGUGCGAAUGGAUUUUACAUAAGAAGCUUUUCUGAGCUCAUAAAAUAUAUUCAAUGGAUCCCAACAUUAAAUUUAACUUUGCAAUCAGCAAAUAUGUUCUUUAUAACAUCUUAAAAAUAUUAAACAAUUAAAUUUUCAUUUGUAGGCUAGCAGAACUUAAAUGUGUUGGUAGUUGCUUCUUUCCUGAUUAGGCCAUAAGAAGAAACUUUCCUAUUUACUAAUUAACACUGAUUACACUCUCUUUGGUUUAAAAGGGAAACUUUCACCUGUACACAUACACACUCUGAUUCCAUUUAUUUACAGCCUGCAGAAGAAGUAGCUUGUUUACGAUAUUUAAAACUUUGUGAUUUCUGCAAUAAAACAGGUAGUUAAUAUAGUUUCGCAUAAUCUCAUUGAAAGAUAUUGCUAUUCCUUCUUUAUUUAAAAAAAAAUUUAAAAGUCAGCACUUCUUUCACAUCUAGCACCUAUAAGUUACUAUUCAAAUGUCUUGAUUUCAGCUAAGUUUUGAUGUUUCUUUUUCUCUUAAUAGUAUGUCAAAAGCAUUGUUCUCAUUUGAUAAUUUGUGUCCCGUUACAGUAUUUCAAAGGUAAAUGCAAACUAAUUUUUAGGAAGGCUUGUGAAAGAACUUUGAUUUAUGUGAAGAAAUCAAGAAAGACUAUACAUGAACAAAUCUCUAUUGGGAUAAACAAGUCUCUUCAACCACAAUAUGAACAACGGAAGAGCAGAAACCAAACAAGUUAGCAAACUUAUGGUAAGGUGACAGGACCUAAACUAGAGUUACAGAGAAAAGUUUUCCAGGAAAGAAUAAUGAAGUCAUUUGUAGUGAUAAAAAUCUUAUACACUACACCAAAUGUUACAGAUGUAUUCCGAAAAGUAAAAUGGGAGUUUCCUAUAUUCUGAUUUCAUUCUGCUAAUUCCACGGGAAACAUUAAAUACUUUAAACACUCUUGAGAUAUUUCGUAUCUAGCUAUACCUUGUCUCAAGGAAACAUCAAUAUUUUAUAAAUGUUUCUUAAAUAUAAGUAUUUUGUCUGAAUUCAUCUUCACUCUCUAAUCUGCUGGCUCUAUUGAACACCAACAGAGUUAAUGCUUUUAGUAGCUUUGUACCUUUUAAAGCUCUAUUAUGAAUCUUUCUAAUACAUAUGAAAUUAAUAUUAUAUUAGAAUUAUGUACAUUAUACAAAAUAAUUCAUAACCAAGAAAUAUUCAUACUAUAGAAUAAUUUAUUAUUAUAUAUAUGAAUAUUACAUUGAGACUGAACAAAUAACCACUCUGCUCCAAAUAUUACUCUCAAGUUCUCUGCCUUUAAUUAUUAUAGUCAAUUCAUAAAAUUCUACAUACAGUUGUACAUGGUGGGUUAUCAAAGUACUCCAUAAUCCAAAUGCAUCUAAAAGUAUUCCAAAUGCGCCUUUCAUUCUAGAAUACUAAAGGAAAGCGUUUGAAAGAAGAGGAAAGUAAAGCAGACUUCUAACUAUUUAAUUUAAACAUUGCCAUUCAGAUUGAAUAAUUUUUAAAUGAUGAUGCUCCACUCUUUGAUCUACAGACAAGGUUACAAAAGAUUUACAAUUAGUCCAAAAUCAGAGGAUUUUAAAUCUUAAAGGAGUUAAGUUUGUCUCAAUGAUCCAAGACUACAAAAUUUCUUGCUACAUUGGCAAGGAAAUAUGUUUAAAGCCGAGAACUAAAAUAGCUUUUUAAAAUUUAAAAAUUCCUCUGUUUCUUCUGAAUGUAAAACAGGCAAAAUGAUCCUGACUUCAAAAUGAAAUAUAUUGAUUGCUCUCAAAAGAUGUUUGACAAAGUUAAGUCAGUAUCUUCAAUGCUUUAACAGUAGGUAGAGGUCUUUGGGGUUGGAACUCAGGAUACAGUGACUAGGACAGAGUGCAUUCUUAGGCUAAUUAGUGCCUAGUCCUCUGGAGUAUUUUUUAAUGCCCUGAAUUUCAAGUUGUCAAACUGGUUUACAUAUUGAAUGACAUUUUGAAUCAAUAAAAAUGAGAAAAAAACAUUUAAAUUUGGUUUUCAUGACUCAUUUGAGAAUAAAGAUUUCCUUCAUCACCCUAAGUAAUAAAAGCUGAUAUGUCUUGAAACAACUAUAGACAAUCAGAAUGUGUUCAUUUAUAAAGUAUCACUGGUUUGUAUAUUUUAAUGCUGACCUUUGCCUGUGAACUAGAAAAUCAAGAUUUGUAGAGUCAGGUUGAUUUGCCUUCAUUUAAUUCCUGCAAAUGCAUUGGAAGUGGAUGGAUAACUUGGAACUUUUUCCAUACUGUUUUCCCCCUCACCAAGCAUUAAAUCUAAUUCAAAAUAUGUCUUUCUAAAAAACAAUAGUUUAUUUUUAAAACUAACAACUAAUUGUGUUAUUCCUUGUUGAUAAGAAAGUCACUUUUUAGAAACAAGAAUAUAGCUAUUGUGGCUUUGGUCGCUUAGGAUUCUCAUAUAUUUACACAUGGCAUUAUUCUUUUCAUAUACACCUACCAGAUUUCAAGCUAUUGGAUAUUUCCCUUGUACAACCUUUACAUCCUUUUUUUUUCCUUAAAUGCUCUGUACAAUCACAUGUAAAGUCAUGAGCUACAAACCUCAAUAAAAAUAUCAGUAAACAAGAA